This is a messenger RNA of Lactuca virosa, 2817 nucleotides long. NCBI's taxonomy places the organism in Eukaryota, Viridiplantae, Streptophyta, Magnoliopsida, Asterales, Asteraceae. The record is from the annotation of a GenBank genome assembly.
AAACUUUCAUGUAAUUUUUGUUAAUUUUCAUUAAGAGACUAUAAAUAGUGUUCUAGUUAGAGUGUUGAUCAUAGCCUUGAUUCUGCUUGAUCAUCGGUCGGAGACUGUGAAGUAGAAAGCAGAAUCUCACUGCAACCGAAAUCUAUGGGCGACGAUUAUAAACCAUUGUCUGAGGAAUACAUCAAUAUUGGUGAGCCAGAGACUCAUAACUGUGUGAUCAAGCUGAGAGUAAGCCCUACGAAGCGUAGGGACAAAGUUUUUGUUGGGUGUGGUGCUGGUUUUGGUGGUGAUAGACCAUUGGCAGCUCUUAAAUUACUUCAAAAAGUCAAACAUCUCAACUAUCUUGUCCUUGAAUGUUUAGCAGAACGCACCCUUGCUGACCGCUACCAAGCGGUGAAGUCAGGCGGUGAUGGUUAUGACCCUCACAUUUCAGAGUGGAUGGAGUUGCUCCUUCCAUUGGCUGUUGAGAGAGGAGUCUGCAUUAUUACCAACAUGGGUGCAACAAAUGCAUUGGGUGCUCAGGAAAAGGUUUUGGAAAUUGCAAGCAGAAUGGGAAUCAGGGUUACUGUGGGUGUAGCUCACCAAUUUGACAUUGCCAAAGCAGGUCUUGGUGCUAAUCUGAGAAAUUUGAAUGAUGGUGUAAGUAUAUAUCUAGGAGCAGCUCCAAUUGUGGAGUGUCUUGAGAAGUACAAUCCCAAUGUUGUCAUCACUUCCCGUGUUGCUGAUGCUGCCUUAUUUCUAGCUCCGAUGGUUUAUGAACUAGGUUGGAACUGGGAUGAAUACAUGUUAUUAGCCCAGGGCUCUUUAGCUGGACACCUUCUAGAAUGUGGGUGUCAACUCACUGGAGGGUACUUUAUGCAUCCAGGAGACAAAUAUAGAGACAUGCCUUUAGAGAAGCUUCUAGAUUUGUCCCUUCCUUUUGCUGAAGUUAGUUAUGAAGGUAAAGUGUGUGUAGCAAAGGCAGAAGGGAGUGGUGGGGUGUUAAAUUUCAGUACUUGUGCUCAACAGCUUCUUUAUGAGAUUGGGGAUCCAAGUGCUUAUAUUACCCCAGAUGUGGUGAUAGAUUUUCGAGACGUUUCAUUCCAGCCAUUGUCAACCAAUAAAAUUGGUUGUGAUGGAGCAAAACCUGAUGCAAUAUCUGCACCUGAUAAUCUUUUAGCAUUAGGUUCAAAGCACUGUGGAUGGAAAGGAUGGGGAGAGAUAUCGUAUGGUGGAUAUAAAUGUAUUGAACGAGCUAAGGCUGCUGAAUUUUUGGUGAGAUCAUGGAUGGAAGAAGUACAUCCUGGUAGUAGUAAGUGUAUAAUGUCUUAUAUAAUCGGAGUUGACAGCCUCAAGGCAAAGGCAAUUAGGCUUGAAAAUAUUCCAAGGGCUUUUGAUUGUGAAGACAUACGGUUGAGAAUGGAUGGAUUAUUUGAUGAAGAGAAACAUGCUAUUCAAUUCACCAAAGACUUCAUAGCUUUGUACACAAAUGGGCCCGCAGGUGGCGGUGGUAUUAGCACCGAACACAAGAAAGAGAUCAUUCUUGACAAAGGAUUGGUUGGGCGUGAACAUAUCUAUUGGAAAAUCUCCGCAAAGCAAAACCAACCAACAAACUCAAAGAAACGAAUCGCCAUAAUCUCUGAAGAAACAACGCCUUCGAAUAAUCUAAACGAGUUGGUACCAAUAUCAUCUCUUGGGACCGGGACCCACCUCUCCCCGGCCCCAUCAAACCAAAAGGUCCGUUUGUAUGACGUGGCACAUAGUAGAGCCGGAGACAAAGGUAACGAUAUAAACUUUUCCAUCAUCCCACAUUUCACAGCGGAUAUUGAGCGUCUGAAAAACAUCAUAACGCCAGACUGGGUCAAAACAGUCAUCUCGCCUCUUACAAAUCGGACGACUGAUUUGACCUGGUCAGAUGAUGACAUGGAACUGAGAGACAAAUGGGUGGAUGAAAAUGUUAAGGUGGAGGUCUAUGAAGUACGAGGUGUACAUUCGUUGAAUGUUGUUGUGAGGAAUAUUCUAGAUGGUGGUGUUAAUUGUUCAAGGAGAAUUGAUAGGCAUGAUGGAAUGACAUAUCAUAAAUCAUGUUUCAAAUGUACCCAUUGCAAAGGAACGCUUGUGAUGAGCAACUACUCCUCCAUGGAUGGAGUCCUCUAUUGCAGGACUCAUUUUGAACAACUUUUCAAGGAAUCGGGAAAUUUUAGCAAGAAUUUUCAAACGUCAAAAGCGGAAAAAGAUUCACAGCCAAAGGCACCACCAAGUAAAGUUUCAUCUAUGUUCUCUGGAACUAUAGACAAAUGUAGAGCUUGUAACAAAACCGUUUAUCCUCUGGAAAAGGUGACCAUGGAAGGAGAACCAUACCACAAGUUAUGCUUCAAAUGUGCUCAUGGAGGUUGUCCUCUUACACAUGCAUCAUAUGCUGCCCUUGAUGGUGUCUUAUAUUGUAAGCACCAUUUUGCUCAACUUUUCAUGGAAAAGGGAAAUUACUCUCAUGUCCUUCAAGCCGCAAACCAAAAACAUACUGCUUCCUCAUCCGAAGAGCAACCACCAGUAGAAGAAGGUGAACACACCGAUGAUACCCAAUCUGAACCACCACCGGAGGCUGAAGAAGAAAAAGAAGAAGAAAAAGAAAAAGAAAAAGAAAAAGAAGAAGAAGAAUCCUAAACAAUACAUCAAAUCAUACAACCAUACACAACCACGUUUUGGCUAAUUUUUGUCAUAUUGAUUGUAUAUUUAAGAAAAAUGUUUCACAUUAAUUCCUAUAGAGGAAAUACGAAAAACCCCGAAAUUAUUUCUUAUUUUGUGAUUUAUUUGAUUGUCAAAUCUAUCAUGAGUGUC